CCAGGCCUGGCCUCAUCCCCUCCUAGGGAAGCCCCUCCAUGCCACUCAUCACCCUUGUUGCCCUUCUCUAGCUCUUCUCUAUCCUUUUGGAGCUACCGCAAGCUGGCCUUGAAGAACCACCCUCUGAAAAGCAAAGAGCCAUGGGCCAAGGAGAAGUUCAGGCAGAUCGCAGAGGCCUACGACGUGCUGAGUGACCCGGUGAAGAAGGGUGUGUACGACAAGUUUGGAGAGGAGGGUCUCAAAGGCGGCAUCCCUCUGGAGUUUGGGAGCGAGAACCCCUGGACCGCGGGCUACGUGUUUCAUGGCAACCCCGAGAAGGUCUUCAAGGAGUUCUUUGGAGGAGACAACCCCUUCGCCGAGUUCUUCGCUGAAGACGGCUUGGAUGCGAUGGUGGCCUUCGGCGGGCUGCGGGGCCGUGGCGUGGCCAAGCAGGACCCCCCGAUCGAGCGGGACCUCUACCUGUCGCUGGAGGACCUCUUCUACGGCUGCACCAAGAAAAUUAAGAUUUCCCGCAGGGUGAUGAACGAGGACGGUUACACAUCCACCAUCAAGGACAAGAUCCUGACCAUCGACGUGCAUCCGGGCUGGAAGGCGGGCACCAGGAUCACCUUCGAGAAGGAAGGAGACCAGGGCCCGAACAUCAUCCCGGCAGACAUUAUCUUCAUUGUCCGCGAGAAGCUGCACCCCCGGUUUAGGAGGGAGGACGACAACCUGCUCUACGUUGCCAGCAUCCCCCUUGGGCAGGCCCUGAUCGGCUGCACGGUGAGUGUGAAGACGCUGGACGACCGGCUGCUGAACAUUCCCAUCAACGACAUUGUCCACCCCAAAUAUUUCAAAAUCGUGCUGGGCGAAGGGAUGCCCCUGCCCCAUGACCCCACCUGCAAAGGGGACCUUGUCAUGUGCUUCGACAUCUGCUUCCCGCGGCACCUCACCCCAGCCAAGAAGCAGCUCCUGCGGCAGGCGCUCCUGAGCUGAGAAGGAGCCUUGUGCCCAUCUCCCUCCCCACUCCCCAGAGGAAUAAAGCCUUCUAGCUACUUGUA
Gavialis gangeticus (Gharial) is the source of this 1040-nucleotide messenger RNA. RefSeq names its product DnaJ heat shock protein family (Hsp40) member B13 (gene DNAJB13). The record is from RefSeq and is a predicted model, not a curated record. The transcript is spliced from 8 exons. Gene Ontology annotation, cellular component: cytosol. The annotation marks the transcript as partial. Gene Ontology annotation, molecular function: protein-folding chaperone binding. NCBI's taxonomy places the organism in Eukaryota, Metazoa, Chordata, Crocodylia, Gavialidae.